UCCUUUCAAUCAAUUGGCGACGACAGUGGACGGUCUUUUCGAGUCCAUACUUCAAAAUGCCUCCGAAGAAGGAUACCAAGGGAUCGGCGAAACAGCCGCAAAAGACCCAGAAGAAGAAGGAAGGAGGAUCCGGAGGCAAGGCCAAGAAGAAGAAGUGGUCGAAAGGAAAGGUUCGCGACAAGCUCAACAACCAGGUCCUGUUCGAUAAGGCCACGUACGAAAAACUGUACAAGGAGGUUCCCGCCUACAAGCUGAUCACCCCGUCGGUCGUGUCGGAAAGGCUGAAGAUCCGUGGUUCGCUGGCCAAGCGAGGACUGCGUGAGCUGUGCGUUAAGGGGCUCAUCAAGCAGGUCGUCCAGCAUCACGCCCAGGUCAUCUACACCCGCACCACCAAGGGUGACGAUCCGGUGGCGUAAAACGAUUCCGUUGUUUUGUUCUGUGCAUACUGAGUGGUGAAGCAGCGAGCGAGGUGCACAAUUGUGCCGGUGUAACCCGAAAUUGUCCCUCGGAAGUGAAUCCAUGAAAUCAUAAGAAGCUUCGGAAUGGAAAAAAAUAUACUUAUGAUUUACUAAGUA
Molecule: messenger RNA, 575 nt
Organism: Anopheles coustani
Lineage: Eukaryota; Metazoa; Arthropoda; Insecta; Diptera; Culicidae
Gene: RpS25
Product: small ribosomal subunit protein eS25
Exons: 2
Coding region: 57-416 (119 amino acids)
Cellular component (GO): cytosolic small ribosomal subunit
Molecular function (GO): structural constituent of ribosome
Source: RefSeq, a predicted model, not a curated record